Molecule: messenger RNA, 3743 nt
Organism: Bombina bombina (fire-bellied toad)
Lineage: Eukaryota; Metazoa; Chordata; Amphibia; Anura; Bombinatoridae
Gene: ACOD1
Product: aconitate decarboxylase 1
Exons: 5
Coding region: 17-1441 (474 amino acids)
Molecular function (GO): lyase activity
Source: RefSeq, a predicted model, not a curated record
GCAUGUUACUGGAAGGAUGCUCACUAAGACUAUAACUGGGAGUUUUGCUGGCACAAUCCAUGGUUUGACUAGUAGUCACCUCACAGAGGUAGUCAUUCAGCGCAGCAAGCGUAUGAUCCUGGAUACAUUAGGAGUUGGACUGCUUGGAACCACCACGGAAGUUUUCAAUAAAGUUUUACAAUACAGUAAAAUUUACAGUUCAGACAUCUCCAGCACAGUUUGGGGCCGAUUAGAUGUUCGUCUUCCUCCAGUCUAUGCUUCUUUUGUCAAUGGAACUGCUGUUCACUCAAUGGAUUUUGAUGACACUUGGCACCCAGCCACACACCCUUCUGGAGCCGUUUUGCCUCCUUUGAUUGCCAUAUCUGAGGCUUUGCUUCCAAACCAGAAGCCAUCAGGACUUGAUUUUCUUUUGGCUUUCAAUGUUGGAAUUGAAGUGCAAGGCAGACUUAUGCACUUUUCUAAUGAAGCUAGUAACAUUCCAAAAAGAUUUCAUCCUCCAGCUGUGGUUGGCACUAUGGGGAGUGCAGCAGCUGCAUCUAAACUUCUUGGUCUGGACCAGAAUCAGUGUAGAGAAGCUUUAGCAAUUGCUGCUUCAUAUUCUGGGGCUCCAAUUGCAAAUGCAGCCACCCAGACCAAACCUCUACAUAUAGGAAAUGCAGGCAGACAUGGACUAGAAGCUGCUUCUUUGGCAUUCUUGGGUCUCGAGGGAAACAAGCAGAUUCUGGAUUUAGAUUCUGGUUUGGGAGCUUUCUAUAAUGAUUAUGACCCAAAAGUCCUACCACCUCUACAUUUAUACGACUGGCUUCUGGAGAAACAAGAUGUGGCUAUCAAGCGAUUUCCUGCCCACCUUGGAAUGCACUGGAUUGCAGAUGCAGCAUCUGCUGUCCGAACACAAAUUGUGAAUAAUAGCGAAACAAUCCCAGUUGAUAACAUACAAAAAAUUGUCCUUAAAAUCCCUGAUGCUAAAUACGUAAACCGCCCAUUUCCUGCUUCAGAACACGAAGCUCGUCAUUCUUUCCAGUUUAAUGCAUGUAUAGCUCUACUAGAUGGAGCUAUUUCCGUCCAGUCCUUUAGUGAGCACAAUAUUUCCAGACCCAAUAUUAAGAAACUUCUAGAAAAAAUACAGUUAGUUCACACACCUGACAACAAACCAAAUUUUGAUAAGCUUUAUUGUGAGGUAAGUGUAACACUGGACAAUGGAAACACUUUUACACACAGAUGUGACACAUUCUAUGGUCAUUGGAGGAAACCUUUGAGCAAAGAAGAUCUUGUAAACAAAUUUAAAUCUAAUGCUUCUAUGGUUCUGACAAGAGAUGCAGUGGAAGGUAUUGUGGAAACAGUAGAUAAACUGGAAGAUGUAGUUGACUGUUCUAUAUUAAGUGCAUUUCUUAAACUCAGGGAUCACAAAGCUGACAAUUACAAGGCAACCGUUUCUCAGUAGUUUAAAUCGGACAAUGUGUUUAUAUGUUAAGCAGGCUAUUUUGUUUAAAUUACUACUGCGAAAAUAGAAAAUCUGGCAUUGUUAAAGGGACCAUAAUUAUUUUCAUGUUUUCCAUAGAAUGAUAGAUAUGGAGGCUUUAAAUAAUACUUUCACAGAACAAGCAUAUCUCUGCAAACAUUGGUUUAACUUUUUUCAUGUUUCACAAUAAGGGUUUGGCUUCUUCACUCUGUAGACAGCAAUGCAUAAAAUACUACUGUAUAAGUGGUGAAUGGUCAAAAUGAAAUUAUUUUGUGAAUUUAUGGAAGACUUGUAAACUGUGUUUACACACACAUUUGUGUACUAUUCAUAACCUACCCUUUAAAAGCAGAAUAGAAAAGUUGGGGAUUACAUUUUCCCUUUAGUGAAUGGGAAAACUAAAUAUAUUAACAAUAAAACAAAAAUGAAGGGCCAGAUUACAAGUGGAGCAGUAUUUAACGCUCCUGAUCGCCUGCUAACUUCGCUAGAAGUAAGCUUUUUGCACGUGUCUGGUAGCACACUUAUUACAAAUUGAAAGUAAUAUGUUUUUUCGCUGCUCAAAAAGCCGGUUAGAAUAUUGCGCAUGCGUAUUCCCCAUAGGCGUCAAUGGAGCAAAAAAUGUUGAAAAAAACCUAAGACCCUACUCGUGUGCAAACCCAAUCACAUUCUCAAGUGCGCUAACCCAACAUAAAAAUAUGAAUUUCACAUUCCAAUGUUCUUCACAUAGCAGAAUAUAUUCUAUUUAUUCAUAAAUACAUAUUUCUACAUAUCUCUGAUGGUAUUUUGGUACAAUAUAUAUUUAUAUACAUGAUCAUAGAUAAGUAUAGAUAUAUACAGAUUGAUAUAGGAAUAUCUAUUUAUAAAUACUUAGAACAUAUUCCCUUAUGUGCAGACAAUUUGAAUGUGAAAUAUUUACAGUAAAUACACAGUUUAACACUUUACUAAAUGUGAAUAUUGCAGAAAUAUGCUUUUUCAUGUUUUCAUUUACUUAACCACAAAGGGCUCCAGUGCACUUCUAUAUAUGUAUUUAUGUGUUUAUAUGUGUAUAUAUGUCUGUAAAUACAUAUGUACAUUAUUUAUACAUACACACAUACACAUAUAUACAGUAUAUCUCAAUGGUAAAACCCUUUGCAUUACUUUUUUUUCUAACACCUGAGACCUCAUGUUUUUGUACAAUUUUAUUUAAAAAAAAUGGAUAGUGUUAUUAUGAGUGUAACUGUACAUUGCAAUGUAUUUUUGAUGUGUUUUGUGACACUUUUUUGUUUUGCGAAACAGUUAACCAGAUGGGCAUUAGCGUCAAUUAACGUUUACUUUCAACUUGUAAUAUGAGCUCUACACCUGACGUGCACGUAACUGUCAAUGCGCCACUUGUAAUCUGGCCCUAAAUGAGUUCUGAUAGUAAUGCAUAAUCAUUUCUAAAUCUGAAACAUAUUCACAAAAAAUAUAUAAAGUGGAAAGGAUCUUGAAGAGUUGCCUUGGCUGCUGUGCAUCUGAACAUUAUAAUAGCUGAAUAUUACUCCUGUUGAUCCUAAGGCACUACAGUAAAGUUGCCAUAUAGACAGCAUACUUCACAAGAAACUAAUACUAAAUGUCAUUUUGUUCAAACCUGUAAUAUAGAAUUGAACAGAGACAGCUUUAAUUUAAUAUGUUGAUUAUAGUGAUUUUUUAAAGGUAUUUAACAUAAUUAGACAAGAUAUUUUAAGUAAUCUUCAAAUUACCAUUUUACUAUGUCUUGUAUGAGGAAAUUCUAUUAAUGUGAGCACAAGUGUACUAAUGCAUUUUUGUAAAGGUGACACUUUUUUACCUUCUUGUUUUAUCUUUGUUUGGGGACACUUAUCAAAUGUGUUCUCUUUUUUUGGAGACCUAUUUAAAAUAAAUUUUAUUUGUCAUCAGUGGGUAUUUUCAGCAGGGAAUUAACAAAUAUAGGCCUAGUUUCCAUUGAAGUGGUAAGGUUAAGAAAAUGAUGGUAACAUGAAAAUUCUCCAUAGACCUUGGCCUCGUUUUCAUGUGGUAAAUUGUGGAUACUGGAACUGGUGAUAAAACAUUUAUCUAUAUUUAAUCUAAGGAGAUUUUCUAUGUUACCACCAGUUUCCAAACUUUACCAGGUCAGUGGAAAUAAGGCCUUUAAUAGAGAUAAAUGUUUUUAUUACCAGUUUCCAAAAUUUACCACAUCAACGAAAACUCAGUCAUACUGUUUCAUUUUAUAGGGGAUUGUGUGCAAUAAAGAAAUGAAGCUGAUUAUGUUUGUAUAUUGAUAUGUUAUAAUAAUAAAAGUAUAUUAAAGGAA